AUGUAUUUACUAAUACUAUUCGUCAUUUGUAAUGCAUUUCAUCAUAAAGGAAGUUUGCAAACAAAUACUACUUUAAACUUAGCGUUAAAUUUUACUGAUUAAGCUCCUAGUAUUAUAAUUAAGUUUUUUUUGCCAAUAGCUAGAUAAAAUUAAUAAAUUGUUGGUUGCUUUGUAUCAUUCGAAAAUUUAACACUAUAUACCUUUGAAUUAGAUUAACUUUAGUUAAAAGUCAAUUCUAAUAUAGAUUACGAUGUUCACAGCAUAUAAUCAAAUAGUGACACAUAAUUAGUUCAAUAUCCUUACUAUUCGAUGAUUUAUUUACUUUGCUAAUCCGAUUAGAAUAUCAUUAUUGAUUAUGAAUUAACAUACCUAGAAGAUUAUUUGAAUCCAUUUUGCAUAAAUAAUUGUAAGGGUUAUAAUGAUACACGGAAUGGAAAUAGUUCCUAUUGUUUAAAUAAUUAUUGUGAAUGUUCACUAGAUAAAUUAGGAGAAUUUUGUUAACUUGAUUCAUCAUAUUUAAUAAAUAGUAAUUGGGUCCGAGUAAACUUAGAUUCAUAUCAAUGGAAAUAUUUCUAUUAUUAAAUAAGAAAUACUAAUAUUGAACUUCAGUCCAACCUUGAUUAGAGUGACCAAAAUAUAAGUAAAAAUAGUUUUAUUAAUAAAGUAUAUAGUUUAACUUUAAGACAACAUCCGUGGAUCUCGAUUCCGAAUAGAAAAUUUAGUUACUUUUUAACUAAUUGUUCAUCAUUAUCUGAUACCCUAUAAGAUUUAAUUAGUGAAGAAACUACCGAAACUAUAUUAUAUAUAGGAUUAUACAAUAACAAUAGCAUUCAAGUUAAAUUUAAUUUAAGUGUUGUAACAACUUCGUCAGAUGAUGAUGAUGAAGUUUAAAGAAAUAAAUUGAUCCUUAUUAUAGUGGGAUCGGUUGUUGGAGUCCUUUUAUUAUUGUCUUUUUUUUUAAGUAUUUUCAAUAACUAAAGAAUGAAUUAAAAUGCAUAACAUGAAGAAAAUAUUGAAUAGAAUUUAGAGAUAUAAUAAAUUGCAUUUAAAUCUCCUUCAGGUAUUAGAUAAUUCUAUUAAGGUUUUACUAAGCAGUUUAUUAAGGAUUAUUUUGAUCCCAUUAAUGUUUAAGAGGUAAUGAAAUCUUAUCCUGGGCUUUCAUAAUUUGAAGAUUGUGUGAUUUGUCUAGAAACUUUAAAAAAUGGCAUUAGCUUAGAAAUGAAGCUUUGUUCGGUUACUCCAUGUUUUCAUAUAUUUCAUUUUUAAUGUCUAAGUUCUUGGUUGCAGAAGUAGCGAAAUUGUCCGUUCUGUCGAAAUGAAUUUAAUAGAAUCUAAAUUUAAAAUAUAUAUCCAUGGGUAGAAUUGAAUAAAGAAAAAAGAAAAAGUGAGUCAGAGUAAGAAUCUUAAUAUCUACAACGAUUGAAGCAUAAUUAAAACACAGAUUUAUCACAAGACAUUCAAUUGAAUGACAGCUAGCAAGAUUUUGUGCAUGGAAAAAAUAGACCAACAGUUGAAGGUUGA
Molecule: messenger RNA, 1521 nt
Organism: Paramecium tetraurelia
Lineage: Eukaryota; Ciliophora; Oligohymenophorea; Peniculida; Parameciidae
Exons: 1
Source: RefSeq, a predicted model, not a curated record